GUAUGCAACUGAUUACCAUGAGCAUUACAAAGGAAUUCGCCGGAGUACGUCCGUUGCCAGCGGAACUUCAACGUAAAGCUAUUGAUGAACUGAACGAGGUGCCGGAUCGUGUCCUCUCGGAUAUUGCUGCUCUACGGGAAUGGCUGCUGAAGCAGCCGCAUCUCUGCUCCUGCCUCUCGGAUCAGUUCCUGCUGAGCUUUCUGCGUGGUAGCAAAUUCAGCUUGGAGAAGGCCAAGCACAAGAUUGAUCGGUAUUACACGCUGCAGGCUAGCAUACCUGAGGUGUUCAAUGAGCAUCGUUUAGCCGAUGAUGCUCAGGUGCUGGAAAUCAUUCGGAUGGGUGUUAUUCUAAGGAUACCCUUGGAUGUGGGCGACACCGGUCCCGCUGUGACCAUCAUUCGUGCCGGGUCUUACGACACGCAGAAGUUCAAGUUCCAGGACAUCAUUCGAGUGGGCUCCAUGUUUGGUGAGAUCAUGAUGCUGGAAGACGACAAUGCGAAUGUCAGCGGCUAUAUCGAGAUCAUGGACAUGGCAGGAGUAACCGCUGCCCACCUGUUUGCACUGCAGCCACAGCUGCUCAGCAAGUUCUCAGCCUUUGCGGAUGAGGCCAUGCCCACGCGGCAGAAGGGGAUUCACUUCAUUAAUGUGCCGACGUCGUUUGAAAGCGGUUUCAAUUCGCUGCGUGCCUUCUUUCCUGCGAAGAUUAAGAAUCGGGUUUCCGUCAGCUCCGAUCCGGAGGCGAUCUUUGAGUGCGUUAAACGCGACUAUUUGCCGCAGGAGUACGGAGGCAGCAGAGGUACUAUGCAGGACAUAAUUGGGCAAAUGGAGUCCAAAAUGCUGAGCUACCGGGAAUACUUCGAGCAAUCGCAUCUCUUUGGCAGCAACGAAAAGCUGAGGGACGAUAGUGCCGCCAAUAUAGACUGCCAGAGUUACUUCGGCCUGGAUGGCUCAUUUCGCAUGUUAGAUAUCGAUUGAUAAA
Drosophila arizonae is the source of this 978-nucleotide messenger RNA. Its product is annotated as retinol-binding protein pinta. The record is from RefSeq and is a predicted model, not a curated record. NCBI's taxonomy places the organism in Eukaryota, Metazoa, Arthropoda, Insecta, Diptera, Drosophilidae. Gene Ontology annotation, cellular component: membrane. Gene Ontology annotation, molecular function: phosphatidylinositol bisphosphate binding.